Molecule: messenger RNA, 3256 nt
Organism: Oncorhynchus mykiss (rainbow trout)
Lineage: Eukaryota; Metazoa; Chordata; Actinopteri; Salmoniformes; Salmonidae
Gene: ccdc80l2
Product: coiled-coil domain containing 80 like 2
Biological process (GO): positive regulation of cell-substrate adhesion; extracellular matrix organization
Cellular component (GO): basement membrane
Source: RefSeq, a predicted model, not a curated record
CUCAGCAUCGAACACAUUGAAGGCAGUCUCAGUCUGAAGAGGAGCUCCCACCAAGCAUGCUGCUUAAGAGAGUAAUGCUUUGAAGUUGAAAAAAUUCCAGGAGUUUCCUGUAACAACGUUGGAGUAUAAUGUGAACCAGGAGCCGUGGAGUAUUCCUCCUUAUCCCCAGUCAAGCCAAUCUGCUUGGGAGAGAUAUCAUCACUUCAGCUGUGUGCUGCGUCUGCUUAAAGGCAGUUUCCCUGUGGAUUAUAAAGUGACCACCACCCCACCAAGGAUGUCUAGGUUGCUCUGUGCUCUGCUUGUCCUUAUGUCUCUGUGUAGUCACAGCCUAGGGGUUUCUGCCUCACAGCCAGGGAAGGGAAGACAUAAGACCAGACCUCAGUAUAAAGAACCUGCUGGUCUCCUGGCUCCGGAGGAUGAUCAUGGCGGAGAGGGAGACCAUGAGACCAGGACAGUCCUUGACCCAGAACAGGAAUUCCUGUCUGAUUUUGCAGGUAAGAAGCGUUUGUGGGUAAUCACGGCCCCGUCGCACAGUGACAACUACCUCCGCAUGAUGGAGAAACAGAUUCAGGACAUGGAGCAGGAGGGGCUGAACUGUCGCCUGGCUGAGAGGGACACCUUCAUUGUCACCAUCAUCCAGAAUGCCAUGAUGGAAGGCAGGAUCCAGAAGACCACCUUCCAAGGAGAGGCCACCAUGGAGAGCAUUGACUCAGACAUGGUCACCAAGCUGCUGCAUUACCUUGAGCUGGGGGAUCAAGGCUUCUCCAUGCUAGUCAUGAAGAAGAACCUUAGGGUGAGUGAGCGGUUCCCCUACCCUGUCCGUGUGGAGGCCAUCCUAGAGGUCAUUGAUCAGUUCCCCUUGCGCAAGCUGGAAAAACUCACCAGGAAGGGCUCCCCUCUGAAAUGUAAAAUCACCAAGAAGAGGCUGAUGAAGAAAAAGAUUCCUGUGAAAAAGAAGGUGUUCAGUCCCCAAAUGCAUGGAAACGUUACCUCUGUCACCCAGAGGAAUACUGUGGCCAAGAAGGCUGCACUGAAGAGCAAAAUUCAGGACAUUCUCAGCGGUCGCUCCAGGUUCAUCAUUCGAAAGACGACCACUGAUUCAAAAGGAACACAAGUAUUCAUCGCAGGGAAGGCAAACUCCAAAGCUGUGGGAAAGGACAACCAAAAGAAAAAUGGAAAUGUUUUUACAGAAAUAAACACAUAUCCUUCUACUGUAGAGAAAAGAGAAAGAAAGACUGUAGCCAACUCUAGAGAUAAUAAACCAGAGAACGUUGGCGGGGGAGAAGAAUCCUUGGAGAAAAACAACUCCCCCAAAAAAGGCAAGGGAAAGAAAGAUGGGAAGAAAGGGAGAGGGAGAGGGAGAGUGAAGAAAAACCACAGAGAAGUGAAUGACAACAAUAAGAAAGCACUGAUGAACUUUGUAGAGCAUUUGAAGGGGAAGAGAAGACUUAUGGUGAUAGCCACGCCCAGUGCCAGCACACCUCAGUAUGUCCAGCAGAGGGAGGAGAACGAGCUUCAUUUCUGUGACCUUGCCCUGAGAAAAGUUACUACGGCAACCAUCCUGAGCUCAGGGCCUGACACUACCCUCACCCUGCACCACUACCAACUUGAUUCUGAGACGCCAUUCACCUCACUACCAGAGAAGUUCACUGACCCAGAUCUCAUCUCUCAACUGAUGAAGCAGUAUGGGAUGUCCUCUAAGGUUUUCUCUAUGACUAUGACUGACUAUGACCUGAAACCCAAUGAAGUAUUUGAUGUACCUCCACCCUCAUCUGCAUUGAUGGAAUAUGUUGACACCUUUACAUCGCGACGAUCUGAAAUGGAGAGAGAGAGAAAAACUCCACUGGCCUGCUCCAAAUCCCAAGAACAGGGCGGGGCAUUGUUGAGGUUCAUGUCUAAAAGGAGACUGCUGAUCAUCUCUACUCCAUCUGAGGACGACUACUCCUUCCAACAGCAGCUCCAGGGGCUGAGAGGACAGGCCUGUCCCAUGGGCGUCCGUCAUUUUGCCUUGUUGAAGUUGAUCGGAACAGGACCAACCGCCUCAGGCACUGUGGAACUGUUUCCACUCAAUGGAAAGAGCCAAACGGAGAACGAGCCUUUGUCACGGGACGUGGUCACUGGUCUCCAGGACCAGCUGAAGAUCAACCGGGAGUACUUCAGUAUGCUGGUGGUGGGGAAGGACGGGGACGUGAAAGCCUGGUUCCCCUCGCCCAUGUGGUCUCUGGCCAACAUCUAUGACCUGGUGGACUCCAUGGAGCUGCGGCAGCAAGAAGAGAAGCUGCAGAGGACUUUAGGUAUUCACUGCCCUGAGGACACUGGCGGUAGUUACCAAGGUUAUGAUGAGGAAGCAGAUUACCACAGGUCAGAGGAGUAAAGGACAGUAAACAGCCCAAAGGUCUCAAAGACCCCAUGGCAGUCAGCUCAAAUGAAUGGUUGUGGGUGAAAGUUUGACACAAUAACAGAUUGAACCAUGAAAGGCUUUUUAUUUUAAAUGUUUUUGCAAACAUUUAUCAGAGGCGUGGCAUUUGUAGUUAGAAAUGGCCGACAUUACGUAAAUGGAUCUACAAUUGAAGAGUUCCAAAACGCUGUAUAUCCAUUUUCAGAAAUGUUGGUAAAUUAGCUUUUAUUGUUUAAUGUAAUAUCAAAUCAUGACACGGGGUUGUUCAAUAACAAACAAAUGUAUUUGUUUAAAAUCUAUCACUUGAUGCUUUCAGAGAGGCAAAUAAUCAUGUUUUUUAACAAAACGCUAUAUACCGGCCUCACUCUCAGAGAAAUAAGUUGUACUGGUUUUACACAGUGAAAUGUUACAAAUAACUACAUUUCUAAUAAAGAACAGUACAAAUUAUACAUUUAUUUGACAUUUUUAAAUGUAUAAUUCACUACAGUAAUAUGAGAUCUGUAUGUAAAACAUUUACAUUUGACAUUUUAGUCAUUUAGCAGAUGCUCUUAUCCAGAGCUACUUACAGUAAGUGCAUUCAUCUUAAGAUAACUAGGUGAGACAACCACAUAUCACAGUCAGAUAUACAGGAUACAAACUUUCCAUUCCAGCUAAACAAUGGACAUAUACUGUUUUACCCCUCCCCCCCCCCCCCAAAAAAAAAUAUAUAUAUAUAUUACACACAUUAUGGUACCCAUAAGCAAUCAUUGCUGAUUAAAAAACACAAAUGUAAAAAUUUUAUGGAUGUAACGUUUUGGAAAUAAACUCUUCAAAUACUUAAUAUGUUUCUUGAAAUUAAAAAAAGGUUUGUUUUUAUAA